CGUCGGAGUAAAAGGCUGCUGCAUCAGCGGCAGCCUCCCAACAGAGCUCCCCGUGCCGCCAUGGAGCUUGUGCGCCGCUGAGCCGCAUCCAGCGGAGGGCGGCUCGAUAGAGUGACUCUUGCGUUUUUCCACGCCGUGAUACUGGGGCGUGUUGUUUACCUUCUAGAGAUAGAAAGAGUCGCUUGGCGGAGAUUUGCUCGACAUGCAAGAGGAGGAUAACUAUUGGCGUGUGACAGGCAGCAACAUCUGCAGCUCAUCGCAAUAAAAGGAUGAGCACUGCAGCUCUGCUGCACUGACUGGCGACAUGCGCUGAAGACAACCCAGCAGCCAUCAUGAAAGGGUUAGGAGCCAACCGCAGUCGACAUCUCUCUGACUCGUGUGAGCCGGCAGGGUGCCCGCAGAAACCUCUCUGCCCUUUGACCUCUGACCCUCACUGCUCUUUUAUGUUGAGCCCAACCAUAAACCACUAUGGCACCCUAGAUCCUCACCUCCACCAGUAUCCUCCAACUAGCCCGACCACCUUGGCUUCAGAGUGCCUGCUGCCUUUCAACCAGAUGUCCAAUAGUGGCACCUUCCCUCGUCUGAGCUUCAUCCCGCAGACAGAGCAGUCGGACUUUCCCCAGGGCUGUGCUGGAGGCGGGCAGGGCAGCCGGGCAGGUACGCUCUCCACUUCUUUAUCGAUGGGUAUGGGCCUCGGCUUGGGUCUCACCGGUGCUCCCAUGAUCACGAGCGGCUCGGCCACCAUCUCCUCUGCUGCGGCGGCCAAAAUGAAUCGAUUACCAUCCAACAUCUUGGAUCAACUCGAAAGGCAUCUGCCACUGCAGCGGGACGGAUUCAGCACUUUGCAGUUUCACAGAGGACGCAUGUCCAAACAACGUAGUGAGAGUCCAGGACGGAUACGCCACCUGAUGCAUUCUGUGCAGAAGCUCUUUGCCAAAUCUCAAUCCCUGGAAAACUCUUCGGUUAAAGGAAACGCAAUCACCGGAGCCAGCGAGGACGGUGGUAGAGCGACCCACAGGAGCAAGAGUAAAGAUAGGGCUAAGACUGAAGGAUCAAAGCAGAAAUCAAGGCCAAAUGCAUUAGGCCUGUGGAGCUCCGACAACGCUCUUGACAGUGAUACGAGCAAAGCUGGCACUAUUGCUGUCGGGUACCGAAACCCCUUGUGCAUGAUGACACUCGGUCGAGCAGUAUCGGACAGCCAGGCCCACCCGAGACAUAUCCCACAUGGCUACAACACCAUUUCUGCACAUUCUCUCAAGUCGUCGAAAAGCAGCAGUGACCUCAAGCUCCUGGGCUGUCCGGUAUCACAAGUUGGAUCAAAGGAAGAGGAGGAACGAGCUCGAAGCAAAGAUGAUACAUCGGUGAAGAGGGGAUCCUGGUCUAAUCUCACCCUCAAUCAGGCCCGGCAAGUGUUGCAGAAAGGCUCCGCUACAGUGAACAGGACACUUUUAAAAACAAAGUCGUGUCACCAAGAUUUGGCUAACCAGUUCCUUCAGGUAGGAGUACCAGUUCCUCUUGGGGACUGGUCUUGCACUUUAGGACCCGGCCGGGCAAAAGGAACAGAAAUCCCGUGUCGGAGGAUGCGCAGUGGCAGCUACGUAAAAGCAAUGGGAGACAUGGAGGACAGCGAUGACUCAGAGGGUAGCCCCAAACCUUCACCCAAAUCUGCAGCUCGUCGCCAGAGCUAUCUGAAGGCCACUCAGCAGUCCUUCAGUGAACAACAGCCUCCUCCACCUGCACGCAAGCCUCGUUGCUACGCUCUCAUGCGGGAGGAUUUUCUUUGGGCUCCACUACAGAGUGCAUGCUCUAUGCAGCAUCUGAGCUCUCUGCCCUCUCUAAAAGAGCUGUCCACAAAUCGGAGCCUGGACAACUUAGACUGCCUGGUGAGCCCACUCGAGACAUCACCGGGACAUAAAGAUUUCAGCUAUUAUCCCGCUACUUUGGCCAGAGGACCCUCCGCUCAGCGUGUGAAUCUGCACACGAUCUUUCAGGUAUGCGGGCGUGGCUUUGGGCACUCCGUUCCGCACUGCGAGGGGGAAUCACAGGCAGUAGACGCCUUGGACCUUCCUGCACCUAGCUGCUUCAGGUCAAGAAGUCACAGCUAUCUGAGGGCCAUCCAGGCUGGUUGCUCCCAGGAUGAAGAUACGGCCUCUGUGGACUCCGACUCACCACCGCCCACCGCCAAAAGCUACAACUCAAACACCAUCAACAAUAGGAAAGCUCCACCUCCAGUCCCACCCCGCACCACCUCCAAGCCUCUCAUCUCAGUGACACUUCAGAGCAGCACAGAGUCGGCCCAAGACACAUACCUUGAGCAACAAGACCACGUCAGUGAAGCCCUCAGCCAAUCAGAACACAGCAAUUCCUCUGAGAGUCUCUGUAGCAUCCUCACUAGCGAUCUGGUUAAGAGGAAGCAGGCUCCUACUUCUGAGCCUGCUGCUGCCGCCCCUGCACCCGCCGCAGCCUCUGUGGCCCCGGUUCCAGCUCCUCGUGACCUUCCACCCACCACCUCUUCCACUGCUUCAACAUUUAUUCAGCCCCAAAAUGACACCCUGAGCCUCUGCGUCACUUUGGAGCAGCUCCCCACUGCACCCAAGCGAAAGCUAUCUUCUAUUGGAAUUCAGGUGGAUUGCCUUCAACCUGUUCCAAGAGAGGAAAUCUUAGCUUUGACUGCCCCUCUAAAAUUCCAGUCGAUUGGAGUUCAAGUGGAGAACGGCAGGCCCCUUAGCCGGGACAGCAGCAUGGCCUCCAGACAAAACACAGAGACUGAGCCUCAGGAGCACCACGAAGCCGCACCCUCCGAAAGCAGCAUAGCCAACGGCACCGGCCCCAAAACCACAAAUUGCAAUGCAAAGGACACAGCCACAGAACAGACGUCUUUUAAACAAAGCUCAGUUCCAUCCCAAACGUCCGCCCCGCCCUCUCUGACACUGGACCCGGCUUUGGAUCCUUCGUCACUGCCGCCACCAGAUCCUAGCUUGGCGAGCGGAAACUGCAACGCCCAAGGAGACACGGCACAAGGCGGCACGCCGGCUUGCCUCCGAGACGGGAACUGGUUCCUGAAGCUGCUGCAGGCGGAAACGGGUCGCAUGGAGGGCUGGUGUCAACAGAUGGAGCAGGAGACCAAAGACAACAAGCUGUCAGAGGAAGUAUUGGGGACGAUCCGCAGCGCAGUCGGCAGUGCCCAGCUCCUCAUAUCAAAAAAGUUUGAGCAAUUCAGGGGGCUAUGUAAUGAAAAUCUGAACGUGAAUGCCAAUCCACGGCCAACGGCGCAGGACCUCGCCGGGUUCUGGGAUCUACUGCAGCUCUCAAUAGAAGACAUCAGUAUGAAGUUUGAUGAGCUCUACCAAUUGAAAACCAACAACUGGCAACUUCCUGAGAAAUCAGAGGUUGAAAACAAGCGGCUCCCAUCAUUCGUGCCAAAGAAGCAAUCGAAGCUCAGGCUGUCGGCCGGCAAGGACAGAAGCGUGGACUCCGCUGUGGACAAGCAGCGACAGGAAGCCAGAAAACGCUUGAUGGCAGCCAAGCGCGCCGCGUCUGUGCGGCAGAACUCGGCGACGGAGAGCGCCGACAGCAUCGAAAUCUAUGUCCCGGAGGCACAGACUCGCCUUUGAGCGGGCCAUCACUCGUCAUCCACGUCUCCACUGACUCCAGCGACUCAAUCCCAGACCGAACUGAUGCAUCGGUUCUACAUGGGGAUCCGAACAUUGGACAGAGAAAUAACCAUGCAAGCUGUUUCAUAGGAUGAUUAUUGACAUUAUGAUCGUGAUAUUCUCCCCAAAUAUAUCAAGCCCGUCUGAAAUGUGCGAGUACCUUCCAGACAAGGACACGGUGAAGAAUCUUGGUAUCGCAGAAGUUUACCGUCUCUCAACUCUCGGGAGUGGACCGACAAGUUGUGGCUGCCUGGUUUACGACGUGAGCUACCAUCCCCAUACACUCAGGAUACACUUGCAGGCGUACUCACUGACCACAGAGUCUUCCUGUUCUCUAUUUGUAUAUGGCUGCCACUCUUUGGCUGUAUGUGUAAAAGUUAUGCGAUGAGGUUUGGAGUGCAGAGAACCAGAGGAAGGCAGUAGCAUAUAUAUAUAUAUAUAUAUAUAUAUAUAUAUAUAUAUAUAUAUAAUAACAACACUAUUAAGAUGUUCAUUUUGUAAAUGUUGUAUACCUGAUUAUUUGGUAGAACGAGCUGCGUGUUCAGUACCAAGGUAGUUUUUUUUAAAUAGAUCAAGUCCAUGUACUGUCAGGAUAUAUUAGCACCCGAAGCAAUGAUUUUUGACUUCACUCCCCCCAUACCUUCUCUCACAAACGCACUCUACACAUUUUGUGUUUGUGAUUAUCGUCAUUUAAGUCUUAACAGUCCUUGGGUUUGUUUCUUAGGUGGUAUUUUUGGGAGCAUUGCUCAGCCAAUGAGCUUUGGGGCAAUGAAUGUAUAGCACGUAUGCAUUUUGCAGCUCAUUCCAACUUGAUCACUGCACUUUCACCUCAGAUCAAGUUUUCCUUGUCUUUAUUUUGUUCGCCCAAUCAUUAUGACUUUAGCUGCAACAUGUGACGUAGGGGGACCAAGCCACCCACCCACUUGAUAAGUCAUUCCCAUUCAACCAGACAAGUGUGUGGGAGUUUUCAGACCACUGGGAAGGAAAUGGAAACGCAAUAACAAAAUGGAGUUUCAUCAGUGCAUGCAGUGCAGGACAUGCCCAGUUUUAAGUGCUUUAACUCUUGGCCACGGAAGGCUUUCUUGGCAUGAAGGAUGAAUGUUUCCUUUCACAUCUUUAUUCACUUGAAUCUCAGGUUGAAAGCUUAAAGUCGGCAGUAAGAACCACUAUGAAUCAAAUGGAAAUUUUUAACAAUCGCAAAUGCGAACCAAGUAAAUUAUAAAAAUGUUUUUAACCGACAAGUUGGUGCAUGCAUAGAUUUUGGUGCAAAGCACAGACAUUGUUUUCCUACCACUUUUCACUCCCACCCGUGUUUAGAACAUGAAUAACUGUGGUUUCCCCUUCCCUAGUAUGACACAUCUUAUGACUUCUAGCUCAAACGAGGUGAGUGUAAUUAUAAUCACCUACGGUGCUGCAAGGGAUUUCCUUUUGUGCCAAGGAAGUAGUGGUCACCAACAUCUGUGUCAUUUGAAUAUGUUUUUAUUAUUUAAUGUACUUCUGAGUCUUAGCAAAGGUUGUUUGCAAAAAUACCAAUGGUACGCGUGGAAUCUGACACGAAGCCCAUUUGAAGGAUCGAGCCACUAAUCAGAUGUGACUCGCCCCCUACUGGUCAGUCCCCGCGUUACACUUCAAUGUUCUCGUCCUGCCCAGUAACAUUGAUUUGUCAAUGUUGGCAAUGCAUCCCAUUCUUGUUGAUUUUAUUUUAUUUUUUUUAAUUUGUAUGACAUCAACAGCGGACAUGUGCGUUUCAUUGUCCAAAGAAAUCAUUAAACAUCCCUUUGCUACA
Molecule: messenger RNA, 5439 nt
Organism: Syngnathus acus (greater pipefish)
Lineage: Eukaryota; Metazoa; Chordata; Actinopteri; Syngnathiformes; Syngnathidae
Gene: dlgap4a
Product: discs, large (Drosophila) homolog-associated protein 4a
Exons: 12
Coding region: 333-3614 (1093 amino acids)
Biological process (GO): signaling
Cellular component (GO): postsynaptic specialization; glutamatergic synapse
Molecular function (GO): molecular adaptor activity
Source: RefSeq, a predicted model, not a curated record